Molecule: messenger RNA, 384 nt
Organism: Solanum tuberosum (potato)
Lineage: Eukaryota; Viridiplantae; Streptophyta; Magnoliopsida; Solanales; Solanaceae
Product: GPI-anchored protein LORELEI-like
Exons: 2
Source: RefSeq, a predicted model, not a curated record
CUUCUUCUUUUUCUCAAAGAUUGUCCCAUUGAUUUUGAGAGGGAAAACUACACCAUCAUAACAAGCCAAUGCAAAGGACCUCACUACAAUUCAUCAAUAUGUUGCAAUGCAUUCAAACAAUUAGCAUGCAAACAUACACAAGAAAUAAAUGAUGUGCAAAAUGGAUGUGCUACAACUAUGUUUAAUUACAUUAAUCUAUAUGGCAAAUAUCCACCUGGCCUAUUUGCAAAUAUGUGCAAAGAGGACAAAGAAGGCCUAAAUUGCAAAGAUGUUAUUCAGCCAGAAGGCAAAAAUGAUGAACAAAAGAGUAAUUCUUCAAAAGGUACUAAAUGUUCAACAAUUCUAAUGAUGACUCCUGAGAUCACAUAUGCAAAUAGACGUUAG